UCAUCGUUUUUUUCAAUUCCCUAAUCGCAGUCGUCGCCAGUUAGGUCCACUUCACAACCGAAUUUAUUAAUAUACAAGUGAAAUUCGAUUUUGUUUUUUAUUUCUAAUCAUUUAUAAUAAUUCUCUCUCGUUCAGUAAUAUUUGAAAAAAAUAAAACUAAUUUAAAUCUACAAAUAAAUAAAUACAUAAUUUUUUAAGAAAAAAAAAAAGACUCCAAAUUGCAAGCUUACAUAAUGACGUAGUCAAAUUAAAAAAAAAAAAAAAAGUGCAGCAAUUAUAUUUUUUUCAAGCUUUUUUUUCUUCAUUCUACCCUAAAACGAGUACAAUCGUAUUGGAAUUAACUUGCUAUCGCAUGGAAAAUCGAUAAAAACCAAUUAAAAAUCCGUCGCCUUUCUCUCUGUAUCUCUCCAAAACUCUCAAAGCAAGCAAACUCUAUUUUUUUUUUAUGAAAAAAUAAUAAAUUUAAAUUUUUUAUUUUUGUUCUCGUGAAAUUACGUGAUCUUCUCUGCGAACAAACAAAAACGAAAUUUAAAAAAAAGAUUGUUGAGUUUUAUUAUUUUUUUUUUUCUUUCUAUCUACACUCUGUGCGUGCGUGUGUGUGUGCGUGUGUAAGUUUGGGUGUGCGGAAUUGAUGAAGAGAGAGCCCGUCAAGCAGGAGCUCUAAGCUGCUGAACCUGAAGCUGCUGCUGAGCUGACGACGAGUUGAAGAAGUGACGAUCCAACAAACGUUUUUUUUUUUUUUCUUUUGGGUGGUGACUUGUUUUUAUUGUUUCUUUCUUAUUUUUUUGAUUGUUUGUUAAUUGUUUAACGUCGUUAUACUCUGUGACUCUUGGCUCACUGAUUGACUCUUUUUUUGAUAUAUAUUUUGCACUUUCUGCUGCGGUCGGUUGUUUCGAUCGCUGGAAUUUUGUUGUGUCGCGUCACACUUUUUUUUGUUAUAAAAUCAAAAAAAAAAAAAAAUCAUUUAAAAAGAUGGAUAAAUCAUCAGGUAAUAGCGAUUCGCGUGAUAUGACCAUUGGGUGUGGCCCAUCAUCAACAACAUCAACCACUUCGCUCUCCACAGCUCUAUCAUCGUCGUCGUCCUCUUCAAAAUCAGCAACUUCAUCGCCGCCUUCGUCAUCAUCAAAUCCAGCAGCAACGAUGGCAAAAUCAUCAUCGUCGUCGUCGUCAUUGUCAUUACCGCCUCCGCCACCUCCGCCGCCUAUAACAUUGAAUAUAACAACGACAACUGGUGGGAGUUUUACCGUUGUCGUUGAAGUUACCAAUUCUGUAGAGAAUCUAAAGAAAAUCAUUGCAAAGAAAUUAAAAGUUGCCAAGGAUCGCAUUUGUUUGCUGCAUCGAGAAAAAGAACUACAGGAUGGAUCACUCAAAGACAAUGGAUUAAUGGAUGGCUCUAAGAUCAUCCUAAUACCUAAUGUUGAAACCGGAUUGCUAGCACAACGUCCGGAAAAUACAGUAAUGCAAGCACUUGAAUCACUAAAUGAUUCACAAGUUAAUGAUUUUCUAAGUGGCAAAACGCCCCUUAAUCUAAGUAUGCGCCUCGGCGAUCACAUGAUGCUAAUACAAUUGCAAUUGAGCACGGUUAAUCCAGCAAGUCCUUCGUCCAGCAGCACGAGCCGAUCCCGAUCCAGUCAACGAAGUAGCCGUUCUUCAUCUCACCAAAAUCAAAGUACAUCAAGCACCAACAGCAGCAAUGUUAGCAGCAUUCAUACCCACCAUCACCACCAUUCGUCAGUGGCUAGAAAAUUAAAUGUAGAUGCUGCUUCAGGGCCAGUUACUGCUGCAUCCAAUGCAGUUGCAGAUAAUUCAGCAUCAACAUUAGCAACAACACCCGAAUCAACAGCAACAACAACGCGUAUGUCAACGUCAAGUAUGCAACAGGGAAGCAAUUCAACCUCAACACAAGUUAGAGCCUCUAGUGGAAGAGACUUGAGUUCAUUUCUAACAAAACGAGAUUUCGAAAGUCUACAAAAUAUUGUUAAGAGCAUAUCUAUGGGUCACCAUCCUGCACAUGCCUCAACAUCAACAUCCUCUAAUACAACUUCUUCAACUUCGAUGGAAGUUGCGAAUGGAGCUAGCGAGGCAAAAUCAGCUAAAUGUUGUGUCGCAACUCCAGCUGCAUCAACUUCAUACGCACUUAUGGAGCAAUCCCCUAUUAAAUCUCUAUCUAAUUUGGUUUCCAGUCCCAUUAAGACAACCUCAAUCAAGAACAUUCCUAUAAGCAGCCAUCCGAAGUACACAUCUGAGUUGCUAAAUGGAUCUUCGUCGUCAUCGUCGUCAACAAGUAAAGCAGUCACCAGCAAUUCAUCGUCUUGUGCAGACCCAAUUUCGGCGAAACUAACAUCUUGCCUCUGCACUCGAUUGAAUAAUAGCAGCAAGAAUUGUGAAGUCAAUCCUUGUCAGUCACGCAGUGAAAAUUCUUCAGUUGAUUUUGCCACCGACCGCACCCUGACAACCAGUACACCAAACCACAAGUCGAAUACCAAUAGUCAGUCGUCAUCAUCGGUAUCACCUACAUCUGCUCAAUCAGUACUUUCGACGGCAUUACUGCACAAAACUGCGAAUAAUCCUAUUGGCCGCAAACAUCGGCAUCAUCAUCACCAUCAUCACCACCACCAUCAUCAUCAUUACCAUCAACAUAGCAGCAGCAGUAACGGUAGCAGUUCAACUGCCCGUAAAAGCCUACCCGCUGAAGAUAAUAACACAUCUUCUUCAAUAGAUAAGAUCAGUUCGGUUGUCGAAUCCAAUGAUAGUGCAUUGUCUCUUUCAACAAAUUCUUCAAUUGCAUCAAAUUCACAAGAGAAUAGCAGCAGUGCAAGCGAUUCUUCUUCAACUGCUCCACCGACGACGUCUGUCGAAUUGGAUGAUUCUGGAAUCACCGUUACAGACACUCGCACACUUGCAGAAGCAUCUAGAAAUUUAACUCAAACACUUCGCAAACUUUCCAAGGAAGUUUUUACAAAUAAAAUUGAUCUUAGCAGUGAAGAGAUUGCAAGGAAAAGCAGCUCUGGAGCAGUUAUUGAAUCGAUGAAAAACCAUGGAAAGGGUAUUUAUUCGGGAACAUUUUCAGGCACUUUGAAUCCGGCAUUGCAGGACAGAUACGGGCGUCCAAAACGUGACAUAUCUACAGUCAUUCAUAUUUUAAAUGAUUUGCUUAGUGCGACACCUCAAUAUAGUAGAGGAGCUAGAAUAAGUUUUGAAGCACCAUCAACAUCUUCAAAAAGCAAGCAGUCGUCUUCAUCAAGCAAGCCACAAACUUCAUCAGCGUCCUCAGAAUCGACCUGUACAAAAUGUUCGGGCAGCAACACAUGUGUAUAUGGAGAGUGCUCUGGUCACUACUCUUCAAAAUCUUCAACUCCCAGCACCAAAACGGAAAAAAAUUCAACCAUGUGCGAAUGCACCGAUCUCUCCCCACCAACCACUAGCGGAGCUCGAUGUUCCUCACACGACUGUCCAGCAGAAGGUGACGAACGUAAUCUAUGCAAAUGUCGCUAUCUUUACCCAGCCGGACGUCCUCGUGGACAAAUGUGUCUGAAAUGUGCAACCGACAUGGUUAACAACAAAACUAAAUUCAAGUUGGACCAGUUGCGACUAGUCAUGCAACAGCGCAAACAAAAGCGAGAAGCUCGAAAGCUCAAAGGAGCACCCUAUGGAGCUCGUGUGGUAACAUCAGGCCCUGCAGCAGCGGGUGCUUCCACCACCACAGCCAGCACAAUUGCCCCACUCGCAUCACCCAGUGAAGUAUCGCCAGCCCAUAUAGUUGAGGAGGUAGAUACAGCCGCUUGAUCAUAGACAAGUGGUUUAAUUAAAGUAGUCUAAGAAAAAAAAAAAUAUUUCAGUUUUUGUACAAAUCUGGGGGAAACACGGAAACGGAAAAUAAGGGAACGGAAAGGGUUAUCCAAUAAAUAUAGAAAAUAACUUUGAAUUGAAAAAAAAUUUAUAUAAGUAACUAUUAAUAAUUAUUAUUGUUGAUUUCCAUUUACACGCGUGUACACACAAAUAUUUGUUAAUGGUUUAAUUUUCCUAUUUUUUUGUAGCAAAAAUAACAAUUUACAUAUGUAAUAAUAAUGUUUCCAGAGCCUAGUUGUGAACUUUUUGUCUAUCCUUGCAUUUAAAAAAAAUUAUUAUUAUUUUUUUUUUUUAAUUUUUCAUUAAAUUUAUUAUUAUAUAUUAAAAUUUAAUUAGUUGUUGUAUCAAUUUUGGACUUAAAAAGCGUUACAUCGUCAAGUCUAUUUUGUUUGUUUAAGUGCACUUUUAUUUUAUUUGUCUGUGUUCAAAAUAAGUUGUGUUAAAAAUUAUAUAUUCUAUACAAAAAAAAAUAUUUUUCCUUGUUUUAUAAUUUAUAAUAAUAAUUAAUUAAUCUAUUGUUUUUUUUCUUCUUUUUUGUUUAAAAAUAUACAUCUUCAUUGACCUCAGCAAAAAAUUGAGUUGAAAUUAUUUUACCUAUUAGUAGUUAAUGUUUUAUUAUUUUUUUUUUUACAUAUAAAUUUUGAAUAUUAUUCAUUGAAUUAUUGUUAAUGAGAUUUCAAUAUAAUUUUUUUGAGUAAAAAAAGAAACAACAACCACCAGCAACAUCAACACCACCACAUUCUUACUUAGGUUUUAUACAUAUAAUUAAUUACAAUUAUUUUUUCUUUCUUGUUAAUUUGUUAUGUAAUAACAGAACUAUGCAUAAAUAAAUAUAAAACAUUUUUUUCAUAUAAA
This is a messenger RNA of Episyrphus balteatus (marmalade hoverfly), 4704 nucleotides long. It is a transcript of the gene stx, whose product is annotated as midnolin homolog. Gene Ontology annotation, cellular component: nucleus. Bases 973 to 3786 code for a protein of 937 amino acids. The record is from RefSeq and is a predicted model, not a curated record. NCBI's taxonomy places the organism in Eukaryota, Metazoa, Arthropoda, Insecta, Diptera, Syrphidae. The transcript is spliced from 4 exons. Gene Ontology annotation, molecular function: protein binding.